This is a messenger RNA of Cuscuta campestris, 1592 nucleotides long. Lineage: Eukaryota; Viridiplantae; Streptophyta; Magnoliopsida; Solanales; Convolvulaceae. The record is from the annotation of a GenBank genome assembly.
UACGCCAAGGACCAUAACACAUUUAAUUUUAAUUCUUUUGAUUGAGACAAAAACAAAAGGUUAUGCACAACUUAAUGACCUAUUUCAUUACUUCAAUUUAAAUGUAAAAUAGCAGUUUCAUUGACAAAUGAUGUAUACAAUUAAAAUCAGUGUGUGUAUAUUCAGUAUCAGAUAAUCAAGUAAUGUUUGAAUUAAAAGAGAUCAUGGAUAAAAAACUUUUAUUAAUAUAUUCACAUUUGGUUACAAUGCUAGUGUUACUUUUACUAUCUUUUCAGGAGGUGCCACACCAUCUGGUUGACAUUUUGCAUCCAUCUGAAGAUUAUUCUGUUGGAAAAUUCUUUGAGGAUGCAAGGCAAGCUACAAAAAAUAUCCUUGACAAGGGCCGUGUUCCGAUUGUUUCAGGGGGUACAGGAUUGUAUUUACGGUGGUUUGUUUACGGGAAACCAAAUGUUCCAAUAGCCUCUAGAGAGAUAGUAUCUGAAGUCCAUACAGAGAUCGGGAAUUUACAGAGAGAUGAGAACUGGGAUGCUGCUGUUGAGUUGGUGGUUAAAGCCGGAGAUCCAGGGGUUAAGUCUUUAGCUGCAAAUGACUGGUAUCGCUUACGUCGCAGACUUGAAAUUAUCAAAUCUAGUGGGUUAUCUCCAUCCGCUUUUGAAGUACCAUAUACUUCUUUCAAAGAACAGUGUGAAUCAGUAGCAGCAGAUGCGUCUGACUAUAGCUGUUCUGCCGAUGGACUUCAACAGAUUAAAGCAAAGGACUUGGACUAUGAUUUCCUUUGCAUAUUUCUUACCACCCAAAGGCUAGAUCUCUACAGAUCAAUUGAUUUUCGAUGUGAAGAUAUGCUCUUAGAAGAUGGAAUUCUCUCCGAGGCUAGGUGGCUUCUUGAUUUAGGCCUUCUUCCAAAUUCAAAUUCUGCAACUCGAGCUAUUGGCUACCGACAUGCUAUGGAAUAUCUCUUGUACUGCAGAGAACAACAGGGUUCUAGUUCUCCGGGUGAUUUUUUUGCCUUUCUUUCUGAAUUCCAGAAAGCAUCCAGAAAUUUUGCCAAAAGGCAACUCACAUGGUUCCGUAACGAACCACUUUAUCACUGGAUUGAUGCGUCAAAACCAAUGGAAAGUGUGCUUAGCUUCAUUUAUGACGCGUUUCACAGUGACUUUGGGCAUCUGAAGGUUCCCCAUUAUCUUUCUAUAGAGAAAGAAAUGUCAGGCCGGCAUGAAGUUGCAAAAAUGAAGGCCUAUCGUCCUAAAAACAAGCAUUUCGUCGGCCGUGAAGAUUGCACCCCUGUUCUGAACUGGAUUCACAACACGUACCGAUCAGCACCAAGAAGCGCAUCUAUAUCUUGAACUGCUCCUGUUAGUUAUGGCUUAUAGGGUAUGAGUGUCGAUUGCUCGUGUGCUCAUCCAGUGGUUAUGGAGAGCUGUGGAAACAAGCAGCUUCAGGACAAGCCAAUAUUGAUCUAAUCAACAGUUUUCACCUGCACUGAUUUUUUUAGUGUAGAAGAUUAAUGGUUUUUUUUAUUAAAAAUAAGCUUGCCAACGAGUGUAAAUGCUUGCAGAUGCAAUGGUUUUUUUUUCCUAGCAGGAAGAUAAUUU